UUCACUAAACUGGCAACGCUGGUUUUACCACCUAUUUCGUACGUCUGAAAAAUGUCUGAUAAAAAUUAUUAAAUAACCGAGAUGAAUUCUCUUAACUUUCGACAUAUACACCUUGGUGUAUAUGAGAGGAAUUUUUUUAGCUGUACCAAAUUAUCUACGAUUAGUUAAUUAAAAAAAAAAAAUUAUUGCAUAACAUAACCUCUUUCAAUUCAAAUUUCCAUUUACAUUAUGCCGAAAGUAACGAGACCAAUAGAAAUCGUAAAUGACCGCCUCAAGAAAGUUCGCUGGAAAGAAUUUGUUUGCGGCUGGGGAGCCGCAUGUGUAAACAUAACAGUAACGUAUCCAAUCAACAAGAUCAUUCUACGUCAGAUGCUCUCAGGUGUUACGAUAAAAAAUGCAUUUAGCCAAUUACGUACGGAGGGAGUGUUCUACCUGUACAGGGGAAUGUUACCGCCGCUUAUGCAAAAAACAUUGUCACUCUCCAUCAUGUUUGGUGUUUACGAGGAAGUACGUAGAUCUUUAAUGGACGAAGCUAGAAUUAAUCCGUAUUAUGCCAAAGCUAUCGCUGGAUUGGUUGCCGGCUCUACUGAAGCAAUUCUUAUGCCUUUCGAGCGAAUUCAAACAGUGUUAAUCGAUGCAUCGCAUCACAAAAGAUUUAAAAAUACCUUUCAUGCCUUUCAAAGCAUAGGGGUGCAGUAUGGACUUCGUGAAUAUUACAGAGGAUUAGUCCCAAUACUUUUGAGAAAUGGUCCUUCAAAUGUAUGUUUUUUUAUCUUACGCGACGAGUUUCAAAUGCGAAUGAAAAAGUCAGAUUCAGUACUGAAUCAGUCGAUACAAGAAUUUUUGUGUGGUGCACUUAUUGGCGUUUUAUUGUCGACAAUGUUUUUUCCGUUAAACGUAGUUAAAAUUUCUAUGCAAAGUCAAAUAGGUGGAAAGUUUAAGAGCAUUUUUACUGUCUUUACACAAGUUUAUCGUGACCGUGGUGGGACCGUUAGAAAUUUUUAUUAUGGUGUAAAUGCUAGCAUAAUUAGAUCGUUUUUCAGCUGGGGUAUUAUGAAUUGCGCUUACAUAUACUUAAAAGAUUUUAUAAAUUAAUUGCUUUUAAAUUUGCAGUUGUUUUUUGUUUUGUAAAUUGUUUAUGAAAGUAUUAAUUUGUAAUAAUUGUGUUUCAUAUUUAUUUAUAGCGAGCAAAUGUUUAUAUAUU
Molecule: messenger RNA, 1204 nt
Organism: Photinus pyralis (common eastern firefly)
Lineage: Eukaryota; Metazoa; Arthropoda; Insecta; Coleoptera; Lampyridae
Product: solute carrier family 25 member 51
Exons: 2
Coding region: 229-1095 (288 amino acids)
Source: RefSeq, a predicted model, not a curated record